Aphis gossypii (cotton aphid) is the source of this 1683-nucleotide messenger RNA. RefSeq names its product facilitated trehalose transporter Tret1-like. The coding region runs from base 137 to 1495 and encodes 452 amino acids. Gene Ontology annotation, cellular component: membrane. Lineage: Eukaryota; Metazoa; Arthropoda; Insecta; Hemiptera; Aphididae. The transcript has 3 exons. Gene Ontology annotation, molecular function: transmembrane transporter activity. The record is from RefSeq and is a predicted model, not a curated record. Gene Ontology annotation, biological process: transmembrane transport.
GUUACCAUCGAAAUCAAAAAUAAAUAUUUCAUUUUAAUAGGUUUAUUUCAUUUACAAUGUUUAGAUAAAUAUGUAAUAUUUGUUUAUUAUAUUAUUAAUUAGAUAAACUUUUUUUUUUAAUUUUUAAUUUUAAAAAAUGGAGGAAGGAAGAUUCAAAACAGUGUUCAUUACAUUUUCUAUAGCUCUAAUAGCAAGUUUAGGUUCCUUGGUCUGUGGUUCAUGGAUCGGAUGGUCGGCGCCGGCAACUUACCUAAUGAAGACAAACCAGACCAACUUGGAAGUGAUUGAUUACGGGAUGAUGAUUGCCAUGUACGACUUGGGGAACAUGAUCAGCCCUAUCCCGUGCGGUUAUCUUUUGGCACUUUACGGCAGGAAGUGGACGAUUCGCAUGAUCGGGCCGAUGAACAUAAUCGCCUGGAUCACGAUUAUCAUAUGGCCGUCCCAGUUGGGUGUCCUCUACAUUGCCAGACUGUUCGCAGGACUGGCAAAGGGAAUGACAUUCAGCUCCGUACCAAUGUAUGUGGGUGAAAUAGCCGAGGUCCAGUUGCGGGGUGCAGUGUUGUCCUUGUUUCCAAUUAUGUUAUGCGUAGGCAUGUUAGGCAUACAGACGAUCGGUCAGAUGCUAAACUACAUAGAGCUCAACAUUUUGGGUUUGUGUUUCUCAGUCAUGUUCACGGUACUCUUUUUCUUUAUGCCCGAAAGCCCGUACUAUCUGAUGCAGCAAAAUCAGCGGGAUGAAGCAGAGAAAUCGCUCAAGAGAAUCCGAGCCAAGGAUGACGUAACGGACGAGCUGGAGCUCAUCGAUGAAACGGUUACCAAGCAGAUGCAGUCAAAGACCACUUACAGGGAGUUGUUCCAAAACAAGGCCAACCGGAGGGCUUUUAUCAUUACGGCAGGAGCUAGCAUGUUUCAGAGGCUCAGCGGCGUUAGUCCAUUCAUACACUUCUCCUCGAUCACGCUACCUUCCUCCAACUACUGGAUGAAACCGUUGGUGGCCGUCGUGUUGUUCACCGUGUCCAAGAACAUCGGCACGCUGUCGAACAUGGCGCUGGUGGACUGGAUGGGACGGAAACCGCUGAUGUUGAUCUCGCACGCCGCGAUGUCCGCGCUGACGGCCCUGUACGGCUUGAGCCUGUACGCGUUGGCCAACGGGCCCGAAGACCAUCCGCUGGCGUGGUGCCCUGUGAUCUUGCUGUGGCUGUUCGGCUUUGCGUACUCCGUGGGCGCAGGUUCGCUAACGUACACGCUCAUCGGCGAGAUGUUCGCGGCCAACGUCAAGACCAAGGCUGCUCCGCUGUGCGUCAUGUGCCUGGCCGGUUCGUCGUUCCUGCUGGACGGCAUCUACACCAAAAUAUCCAGGGCGUUCGGCGUCUACACCAAUUAUUACAUGUACGCCGUGUUCAACCUCGUCUGGGCCGUCGUCGCCGGUUUCGUCAUGAUCGAGACCAAGGGCAAAACGUUUCUUGAAAUCGAGCAAAUACUCGCGACCCCUUGAUCACUUCGAUGUCGACUGCAGUAUGCUGCCCAGUCGAUCCUGCAGUGAUGUUUUUUUUUUUCAAUUUAUCGCUUGAAAUGAAAAUAUACGCGACCUAACACACAAACGUAUAAAUUAUAUUUUAUGGGUCUAUCGAAAAUGUUAUGAUUUAUGAUUAAUAUAAUAUAUCAACAUAUAAUUUUUUUACA